Messenger RNA from Perkinsus marinus ATCC 50983, 398 nucleotides. RefSeq lists its product as hypothetical. Gene Ontology annotation, biological process: protein phosphorylation. Gene Ontology annotation, molecular function: ATP binding; protein kinase activity; protein serine/threonine kinase activator activity. The annotation marks the transcript as partial. The transcript is spliced from 3 exons. Lineage: Eukaryota; Perkinsozoa; Perkinsida; Perkinsidae. The record is from RefSeq and is a predicted model, not a curated record.
AUGACGGGGACAACUUCACCGUCACAGUGUGCUCAAGAGCCUCCCACUGAGUGGCCGACUACUACUGAUGGCUAUCAGCUCAAAUGCCCUAUAGGGUAUGGCGCUUUUGCUACGGUAUAUAAAGCUAGUGUGGCAACGGGUGAUCAUGCUGGUGAAGAUGUUGCCAUUAAAGUGAUCGAUCUCGAAUGUUUGGAUGGCACUACUUUUGAUGAUAUUCGUAAGGAGCUACAAGUUAUGAGGAUGUGUACUCAUCCUAAUGUAAUCGCCUACCACGCGGCGUUCUCUUCCCCGGACGCCAAAAUGUGGUUGGUGAUGCCUCUCAUCAACGGCGGCUCCUGUCAGAACGUCAUACGAGAGUACAAGAAGUCUACUGGCCACAGCAUUAACGUAAUAAUUUC